Molecule: messenger RNA, 5110 nt
Organism: Drosophila kikkawai
Lineage: Eukaryota; Metazoa; Arthropoda; Insecta; Diptera; Drosophilidae
Gene: Sarm
Product: sterile alpha and armadillo motif
Biological process (GO): signal transduction; response to axon injury; negative regulation of MyD88-independent toll-like receptor signaling pathway
Cellular component (GO): dendrite
Molecular function (GO): protein binding; NAD+ nucleosidase activity; signaling adaptor activity
Source: RefSeq, a predicted model, not a curated record
UGAUAUCCGUAUAGCAUGGGCAAUCGUUUGAGCGGCUUGUGGUGCAAGAAGACAACAUUGAGUAUUACCCACACCGAUCCCCAGAAAGAAAGCGAGGAUAGCAGGAGCAUUAAGGCCCGAAGGAGUCGCAGGAAGUCGAGUGGCAGUGGUGAUGGUAGAGGCACCUUUCGCAUCGGCAGCGUGCGGCGAUUAUCCCUGACCAACUGCGUCUCCAGAGAUAGUAAUCCCAAGAAACCCAUUUGCCCUGAGAUCACCAUCUCCACCGUAGAGAAGACCUACCAGGAGCUGACCAGCCAGACUGAUCUCGAUUCCAAUAUGAAAGUUAAUGCACAGCUAAUGCCCACUGUCAAGAUGACAGACUUCUCGGAUAGUUCGCCCAGCGGUGUGCUGAGUCCGGCAUCAUCGCUAAUCGAGAGUUUCCACAAGAAGAAUGGAUCGCCACAGCCCAUUGGGGGUGGUGGCAGCACCACAACAGUCACGCCAACGACCUUGAAUGGUUCUGCAGUGGCUGUGGGUGGUGGUGGCGGAGCCGGUGUGGUGGCCACCACCACAGCAAAUGGCAGGCAAAUCAACACCAGCUCCAGUUCAUGCAGUAGUCUUAAGGAAACCUCACACCAGUCCACAUCCACAUCACAGCAGGUCGUCAAUAGCAGCAGCAGCACCACGACGCGGGUGGAGAAAAAGUCACAGCGCCUGCACCAUCACAUAACCUCCUCGUCCUCCUCCUCAUCGUCGUCCUCCUCCAGCUCCUCCACCACACAGGCCCUGUCCACGUCGGCGGAGAUGAAAGCGGCGGCGGUCAAGCGAGAUCUCACAAAUAUCCAAAAGUCCAUGUCGGAAAUCAACGACCUGGCCAUCGAGCGUAUUGCAGGUGGAGCGGGAUCCGGAUCCACGAAUACCACAUCGUCCCCAUCAGCGCUCACCGCGCCCAGCACAAUGGCCCAGACGACGACGAGUCGGCUAACCCCCAAACUCACAUCCGCCCAUCCGUCGAUCGACGAUCUCAGGGGUCUCAGCAGUCAGGACAAGAUCACCCAGCUGCAGAAAAAACUUCGGGCCUCGUUUGAGAAUCUGGACGACGACGACAGCAAUGUGAUCGUAACCCUGCCCGACGACGACGACUGCCACACCCACAACCACUUUGGCAGCGGGCUUGACCUCACCCACCCAACCGCCGCCCAGCUGAGUGCCAGCGGGCUGAGCGGUUCCAGCAAGACGAUCGACACGAUCAAGUUCCAGGAGAAGCGCAUGAAGACCGAGUCCAAGACCAAAGUGGUCACCGAUGGCUUCAGCUCCGAGCAGGCCACCAGCAAUUCGGCGGAGAUGAAGCGCCUCCAGGCAGGAGAUAUAGACUAUAAGGAGAGUAAGGGCUCGGCAGCGAUGCGAAAUCGAAUGGAAGUCGAUGGAGUCAAGACGGAAGAGAAUGCAGCUAUUUUUAAGGAAGCGCUCUCGCUGCGCACCGGUGACAUCACACAGCAGGCGAGCAACAAUGUGGCCGCCACCAGUAUUACGGUGCAGAGCGACAACUUCUCCGCGGACAAGAAGGCAAUCUCCCAGUCCCAGCAGUCGCAGAUGAUGACCUCCAAUGGGAUCAUCAGCCAGGAGAAGCACGUGUCCUCUGCCUCGCAGGCCAACUACUCGAUGACGCACAAGGGCGUCUCCAGUUCUGGCAGCAGCAUGAUCACCAGCUCCUCCCAAAUGUCCGCGAUGAACGGCCAGAUGGUAAAGCUCACCGAUCUCAAGUUGGACGACCUCAAGUCGCUAACAGCGGGCAGUGGCCAGCAGGAGAUCGAGCAGACGAUCAACAAGUAUUCUAACAUGCUGACCUCGAUAGUUAGCUCCCUACAAGAGGACGAACGGGGCGGCGGCGGCGGCGGAAGUACGGUGGCCCACACCUCUGUCGGCGGCAAGGAGAAGUCUCAGUACCUAGAGAAGAUCAACGAGGUGAUACGUAGAGCUUGGGCUGUGCCAACACAUGGCCACGAGCUGGGCUACUCGCUGUGCAACUCCCUGCGCCAAAGCGGCGGCCUCGAUCUGCUGAUGAAGAACUGCGUCAAGCCCGACCUGCAGUUUUCCUCCGCCCAGCUCCUGGAGCAGUGUCUAACCACCGAAAACCGCAAGCACGUGGUGGACAAUGGCCUGGACAAGGUGGUGAAUGUGGCCUGCGUCUGCACCAAGAAGUCGAAUAUGGAGCACUCCCGCGUCGGCACUGGCAUCCUGGAGCACCUCUUCAAGCACUCGGAGGGAACCUGUUCCGAUGUGAUAAGGCUGGGCGGCCUGGAUGCCGUACUCUUUGAGUGCCGCACCAGCGAUGUGGAGACCCUGCGUCAUUGUGCCAGUGCCCUGGCGAAUCUGUCGCUGUAUGGUGGCGCCGAGAACCAGGAGGAGAUGAUCGUGCGAAAGGUGCCCAUGUGGCUGUUCCCGCUGGCCUUCCACAACGACGACAACAUCAAGUACUAUGCGUGCCUUGCCAUCGCUGUGCUGGUGGCCAACAAGGAGAUUGAAGCCGAGGUGCUCAAGUCUGGUUGCUUGGACCUGGUGGAACCCUUUGUCACCUCCCACGAUCCCUCCGCCUUUGCGAGAUCCAAUCUGGCCCAUGCCCAUGGACAGAGCAAGCACUGGCUCCAGCGCCUUGUGCCCGUCCUGAGUUCCAACCGCGAGGAGGCCCGCAACCUGGCUGCCUUCCACUUCUGCAUGGAGGCAGGCAUCAAGAGGGAGCAGGGAAACACCGAUAUCUUCCGGGAGAUCAAUGCCAUCGAAGCCCUGAAAACGGUGGCCAGUUGCCCCAAUGCCAUCGCCUCUAAGUUUGCCGCUCAGGCACUGAGAUUAAUCGGGGAGACGGUGCCGCACAAGCUGUCCCAGCAGGUGCCACUGUGGUCCGUGGAGGAUGUGCAGGAGUGGGUGAAGCAGAUCGGUUUCAAUGACUAUAUCGACAAGUUCCAAGAGUCCCAGGUGGACGGUGAUCUGCUGCUGAAGCUCAACCAGGACAAUCUGCGCGCUGACAUUGGCAUCGGCAAUGGAAUCCUGCUGAAGCGUUUCGAGCGCGAGCUGCAAAAUCUCAAGCGCAUGGCCGACUACUCCUCCAAGGACACGGCCAAGAUGCACCAGUUCCUGUCGGAGAUUGGCACUGAUUACUGCACGUACACGUACGCCAUGCUGAAUGCCGGUAUCGAUAAGUGUGCUUUGCCGCAUGUCAAUGAGGAUAUGCUGAUGACGGAGUGUGGCAUCCACAAUUCAAUCCAUCGGUUGCGUAUCCUGAAUGCAGUCAAGAACCUGGAGAACUCGCUGCCCAGCUCAUCAGAGGAGAAUAUGGCCAAGACCCUGGAUGUGUUUGUGAGCUACAGGCGCUCCAAUGGAUCCCAGUUGGCCAGUCUGCUCAAGGUUCACCUGCAGCUGCGCGGCUUCUCCGUGUUCAUUGACGUGGAGCGUCUGGAGGCGGGCAAAUUCGACAACGGACUCUUGAACAGUAUUCGGCAGGCCAAGAACUUUGUCUUAGUAUUAACUCCCGAGGCCCUGCAUCGCUGUAUCAACGACGAGGACUGCAAGGACUGGGUCCAUCGUGAAAUCGUGGCUGCCCUGAAUUCGAACUGCAACAUUAUACCCAUCAUGGACCAGCACUUCGAUUGGCCAGAGGUGGAGCGACUGCCGGAGGAUAUGCGCAGCGUGGCGCAUUUCAACGGGGUUAGUUGGAUCCACGACUACCAGGACGCCUGCAUCGAUAAGCUCGAAAGAUUUUUGCGCGGCGAAAAGAAUAUCGAUCGCAUUGCGGCCAUGGUGCCCGGCACGCCCGGUUCGGUCUCAUACCAAAGAAUGCACAGCAACGACUCCGACUACCAGAGCGGUGUUGGAGCUCCGGUCGGAGGCAGUGGAGCAGGAGGAUCCGGAGGUGGUGGCGGCGGCGGCGGAGGCGGCGCAGGCAGUGUGGUGGAUGGCCUAAUGGCCUCGGCCAAUGGCAGCGGACAAGCUAAUCACCAGGCAAAUAGGUACCGCCAAUCCCCCUCGCCGGCCCGCCAACGAGGCAGCACCUCGCAGCUGAGCGGCUACUCGCGCGCUCCCUCGAAGCGCUCCCAGAUCCCCCCCUAUCGGACCCAGCAGGCCGCCCUGCUCCACAAGUCAGGGGCCGGGUCGGCGUCCAUGCAGAAUAUGACGCCGUUGACAUAUCUGCCACCCAGGCGAAGCUCGGCGGCAGGACUGGGCCAUGGUUCCGGUUCCGGGAUGGGAAACAGCUAUCGAUCGCACAGCGUGGAUGGGUUGCUGGAUCAGGCGGGCUCGGUGCCCGCAACUCCCGAGCAAAGGAUAGCAGCAGUUGCGGCAAUGGUCACAGCGGGAAGUACAGCUCUAACGAAUGCCAGUUCCACGUGCACCCUGCAACCGGAGGAGGAGGAAACGGAAGUUGUCAUCGAGCCAGUGACCCGACGGGACAAACAUAGCCUGGCCUCGCCGGCGAGCGUGCAGCAGCACAGGAAGUCCCGGAGUCUGGACCACAUCCUCAGCAAGCAAACUCUAGCAGAGCUACUGCCUCCCCCUGGCGAACCAUCAGAGGGUACGCAGAGUAUGCAGAAUCUGGCCAUUCCAAUGACCCCGCAACCUCAGCGUAGGGAUACUUCCUCCUCUUCCAAGUCGCCCACACCUGAGCGGCCGCCGCAGCCGGCGAGGGAGAGAGUGAGGGAGCGCCAGAGUCCCGACGGUGUGAGCGCUACGGAGAGUGAGCGGGAGGAUCAGUCGGAUGGGUGCCUGAGGCAUGGCAAUCAACAGAGGGCUUCGGCCUCAGUCCAUCGGGGAGCCAGCUUGACCAGCAACAAGACCUCCAACUCGUCCCUCGGCUCCAACUACAGUGCCGGGGGAACAGCCAACAACAAGACGAUCUUCAAUCGAACGAUGAAGAAGGUCCGCUCGCUGAUGAAAAACAAUGAACCGGAGGACGAGGAACUGUCGGGCAUUAUCCUGUCCAAGGCCACUUCUCCAAAUGCUGGGCGCAUGAUAUUUUGGUAGUGGAGCCCAUAAGGCAAGCGAACACUCAACAACGAACACCCAUCGAAUUUUUGUAAAUAUUGAUAAAAAAUCAAACGAAAAUAAGACGAUUAAAAAUUAAAUAAAAAAUUAAAUUAUA